This is a messenger RNA of Chiloscyllium plagiosum (whitespotted bambooshark), 1047 nucleotides long. The record is from RefSeq and is a predicted model, not a curated record. NCBI's taxonomy places the organism in Eukaryota, Metazoa, Chordata, Chondrichthyes, Orectolobiformes, Hemiscylliidae.
CUGUUCCUGAUUGCAGCAGUAGCUGCCUGCGAGCAGUUCUGGAUUUCCUAUACACUGGCCAGCUGGGAUUGAAUCACCACGUGGAUACAAUGGAACUGAUAGCAUUUGCAGACCGUCUGUGUUUGUGUGGCCUUGUCGCAUUGACAGAGAAGUCUGCUGUGGAGGAACUCCUACAGAUUUCCAGGCAGGGAUCUGACAUUGAUGGUUUAGUCUUACAGUACCUGGAGAUUGCCCAGUUGCACAGUGCUCGACAGCUUGCUGACUGGUGUCUCCAUCACAUCUGUACAAACUACAACAGCAUCUGCCGCAAGUUCCCUAAGGAGAUGAGACACAUGUCUCCAGAUAAGCAGGAGCACUUUGAGAAGUGGCGCUGGCCCCCAGUCUGGUAUCUCAAGGCUGAGGAUCGUUAUCACCGAGCACUGAGAGAGCGCCAACGUGAACAGGAGCUCCUGCAGAAACAGCGGCUGCGCAGGAAGUGGAACUUGUGGAAGUCCAGCUCCACCACUCGCUCUGAGAGGGUUUGAACCCCAGAGCUCGACCCUCCCAUUUACCCCACAGGAUGGUCAGACUUCCAGCAGCUCCCAGCUGACCGAGGAUGAUGAACAGAGUGUGUCAGAACAGAGUGUGCUCCACAAUGUUCCAUCCAUCUCCACUUGCUGCAAGUUAAGGGCUAUACGUUUUGCUGAAAUCAUUUUCAGGGCCAUGUCCUCCUGAGCCCUGGACAAUAGAUUGAGUCCAUGUGCAGAACUUGGGUUCUGUUCUCAAUGAGCCCUGACUUAUUAACCUCAGACCUCACACACUGUUAACACCUCAAUCGCCUGUUAACCGACUGACUACCCACCACGUGUGCCUCACUGCGACCGAUCAACUGUUAACCAAAACCUGUAACUGCAAUCGCUCUUUCCUUCCAGAACCUUCCCCCAGUAAUCAACAUUAUCAACAACACAAGGAGAUCCUUAAUGACAGGCUUGAGAACAAUCUCACCGUCCCCGGACACUGCCCACUGUCUCGGGCACUGCCCACUGUCCAGGGCACAGCCCGGGGUCA